Oncorhynchus tshawytscha (Chinook salmon) is the source of this 1342-nucleotide messenger RNA. RefSeq names its product beta-1,3-galactosyl-O-glycosyl-glycoprotein beta-1,6-N-acetylglucosaminyltransferase 3-like. NCBI's taxonomy places the organism in Eukaryota, Metazoa, Chordata, Actinopteri, Salmoniformes, Salmonidae. Gene Ontology annotation, cellular component: membrane. The coding region runs from base 1 to 1257 and encodes 418 amino acids. The record is from RefSeq and is a predicted model, not a curated record. The transcript has a single exon. Gene Ontology annotation, molecular function: acetylglucosaminyltransferase activity.
AUGUCUGCUUUAAUCUCACUUCUCCUCUGGAACACUCUGAGACGCUCAACCUGUUCUGAGAGAAGCCCGCUCCCAGCACCUGACCUCCUGCCACAAGACUACGCAGACGACCUGCCUGCCUGCUCAGCCAUCAUCAGAGGAGACCUGAAGGGCAUCGACAAGGAGCAGCUCAGAAGACUUCUGAAAACAAAGAAUAAGCCCAAGCUUCUGUCUGAGGCGUUCUACCACGACGUGACCCGAAACUGUAAAACGUACGUUACAGGCAGAGGGUUCGUCAUGAUGCCCCUGAGUGUGGAGGAGAGAGACUUCCCCAUUGCCUACUCCAUGGUGGUCCAUGAGAAGAUUGAGAUGUUUGAGCGACUCCUGCGUGCCGUGUACACACCUCAGAAUGUAUAUUGCGUGCAUGUGGACCAGAAAUCCUCAGAAGAAUUCAGGACUGCAGUAAAGGCUAUUGUGAAUUGUUUUACCAAUGUGUUUGUGGCAAGUAAGACAGAGAGUGUGGUUUACGCAUCGUGGUCUCGAGUGCAGGCAGAUCUAAACUGUAUGAAGGACCUGUUGAAGUCACCUGUCCAGUGGAGGUACCUGCUCAAUACCUGUGGAACAGAUUUCCCCAUUAAAACCAACGCAGAGAUGGUUCAGUCACUCAAACUGCUCAACGGGAGGAACAGCAUGGAGUCUGAGACCACCGUCGACUAUAAGAAACACCGGUGGCAGUAUCAGCACAAUAUAACCAAUAACAUAGUAGUCAGAACAGACGUUACGAAGAGCCCUCCUCCAAUCAGCACCCCCAUGUUUUCCGGAAAUGCCUAUUUCGUGGUCUCCAGGGACUUUGUCCAUCACGUGUUUGACAGCCAGGAGGUUCGGGCCCUGCUGGAGUGGGAGAGGGACACCUACAGUCCUGAUGAGCACCUGUGGGCCACUCUGCAGCGCAUGCCCUCAGUGCCAGGGUCUAACCCUCCUCACGUCAAGUACCAUGAAUCAGACAUGAACGCCAUCGCUCGCAUGGUAAAGUGGAGUUACCUGGAAGGAGAUGUGAGGAAAGGAGCCCCAUAUCCACCCUGCUCCGGUGCCUCCAGGAGAGCUGUGUGUGUCUACGGGGCUGGAGAUCUACGGUGGCUCCUACAACACCACCACCUCAUCGCUAACAAGUUUGACCCAGAGGUGGAUGAUGUAGCCGUUAGAUGUCUGGAGUCCUACCUUCGUUUCAAAGCAACAUAUGGUUCAUCUGGAAGUAUCGGGAAAAAGCUACGAAAUUAGAAAGGUUUGCACAUACCGUAAUGUACAUUUUUUUAUUUGUGUUUUGGUAUAAUUUUUAUGUGGUUGUUUUACCUAUGGAAUUGAA